This is a messenger RNA of Hemicordylus capensis (graceful crag lizard), 2166 nucleotides long. RefSeq names its product arylacetamide deacetylase-like 3. Bases 184 to 1179 code for a protein of 331 amino acids. Gene Ontology annotation, molecular function: hydrolase activity. Lineage: Eukaryota; Metazoa; Chordata; Lepidosauria; Squamata; Cordylidae. The record is from RefSeq and is a predicted model, not a curated record. The transcript has 5 exons.
UGCCGUUUGCCCACCACACUGCCCUCUGGCUGCAUUUUAUUCUUCUGUUCUGCAUUAACAAAGAGUGGAUUAACGCAGAGGGAGAGGAGGCAUCUGCCUAUGGUGACAAAAUCUGAGCAGCGGUAAGGUCUGUUUCUGGAAAAACUUGGCAUCUGCAAUAAAUAUGUAAUCUUGAGGGUAAUAAUGAAUGGUCCAGCACUACGGGAUGACCCCAAAUUGCUUAUUAAGGACCUGCAUUUUGAUGGUGUCCCAGUAAGGCUGUACCAUCCCAAAAAACCAUCGGUUGGAACCAGGCGUGGAAUGGUCUAUCUUCAUGGAGGCGUUGGCCUGCUUGGAAGCAUCCAAGCGUAUGACAGGGUUUGCCGCUACAUUGCCAGAAGAAGUGACACAGUAGUUUUGUGUAUUGAAUAUCGUUUAUCUCCGGAGAACCCAUAUCCAGUCCAGCUAACAGACUGCCGUGUGGCUAUAAUACACUUCAUGAAGAAUGCCGAGCACUAUGGGGUAGACCCCAACCGCAUCAGCCUUUGUGGGGACAGCAGCGGAGGGACUUUCUGUGCGCUCUUUUGCCAAGAACUGGUGACCAGAGCUGAUCUCCCAAGGCUCAAAGGUCAAAUCCUAAUCUAUCCUUUCCUGCAGGCCCUGGACUUCAACCUGCCUUCCUACCAGCAAAACCAUUCAGUUCCUAUCUUGUUCAAGAAACGGGCUAUCCAAUUUGGUAUGGAGUUUCUUGGCCUAAACUCUAAAGAUGCGGAUAGGCUCAUGAUAAAUGCCCAUGUUCCUGCAGAUAUAAAGAUGAAGUUCAGUAAAUGGAUUAGUGCUGAGAAUAUUCCAGAAGAGUUUAAGGUGAGGGGCUAUGUGAAGCCGCAGCCUGCUCCGUUUUCAGAAACACUUUAUGAAAAGUGCAAAGCAUUGAUUUACGAAAUUAGCCCACUUAUAGCUGAAGAUGCCAUUAUUCAACAACUUCCCGACACGUUCCUUUUAACCUGCGAGUAUGAUGUUGUCAGGGACGAUGGAAUUUUAUACAAGAAACGGCUAGAAGAAAAAGGAGUUCCAGUGUCGUGGUAUCAUGAUAAGAACGGCUUCCAUGGGAAACAAUUUUUAAUCAAUUAUGGGUUUUUAGAGUUUCCCGGUACUCGAAAAAAUAUGCAACGCUUAAUACAGUUUUUAGAAGGUCUGUAGGAAGAAUUCAUUUUCAUCUGGCGUGGUAGUUUUGAAUGGCUACAUAGCAAUAUUCCUCUGGUUUUAGGAAACUGUUUGAAUCCCCCCCCCCCACACACACACACAAAUCAAGUCUUUGACAUUCCUGUAACCGCAUAAACUGUCCUGUUGUCAGUAUUGAUGAUGAAGCGGUUUCCGAACUAUUCUUAAUAAAGAAAUGCUAAAAGUGUAAUUUUGGGGGAAGAAAGGAUGGUAGCAGUUCUCAAAGGAUCUCUAAUUGCCUCCACCCAUAGCAGCACUCUUUCUUAGGUACUACUAGGGCUGUGCCUUAGUCGUACAUUGGACCAAUAAUCAGAUAUGAAACCAUGAAAACCCUAUUGAAGCAUUUCCCACAGGAAAUUAUUCCAGGGGGUGGGGCGAUGUCUUUGAUAGCAGGAACCCAUGUGAUACUGUACCACAUUGUGCAGCUGCAACACACAGGCACAUAGGAAGCUGCCUUAUAUGGUGUCAGACCCAGUAUCAUUUUGUAUAAUAUCCAGCCGAGUACAAGGCUGUCCCCGUCACCUUCUCCCGCUGAUCAUUCCCAGCAUAAUUGUCUUUUCGAGUGAGUCAGCUCACAUGACAUGACCAAAAUAUGUCAGUCUAUGUUGGGUAAUCUUAGCUUCUAGCGAUAUUAUUGGUUUAACUUGAUCUAAAACUUCCUUAUUUGAAAUUCUCGCUGUCCAUGGGAUAUGCAACAAUCGCCUCCAGCACCACAUCUCAAAAGCCUCCAUCCUUCUCCUAUCUGCCUUCUUCAAAGCCCAAGUUUCACAGCCAUAUGUGGCUAUUGGAAAUAUUAUUGCAUUAACCAAUCUGCCUUUGGUUAGGAAACUACUAUCUUUGCUCUUCCAAAUUUUAUUCAUGCUGAUCAUUGCGGUUCUUCCAAAUGCUAUAUGCCUCCUGAUCUCUGGGCUACAGUCACCACAUUGAUCGAUUUUAGAGCCAAGAAAAAUAAAUUCCUCUACUACC